Molecule: messenger RNA, 5125 nt
Organism: Closterium sp. NIES-67
Lineage: Eukaryota; Viridiplantae; Streptophyta; Zygnematophyceae; Desmidiales; Closteriaceae
Source: the annotation of a GenBank genome assembly
CACAACCAGCAUGCUUUUCCCCUAACUUGGUUCAGUGGCUAAUUGUGCUCUUUAGGACCUAACUGUAGUGUAUAGCACCCUAGGGACGGAGCCAUCUAUAUCAGUCGAGCUCGGAGCUUUCACCAGUCAUCUCCAUUGGCUGAGUUUUUCGAGCGACGUGAGCCGUUCGGUGGAUUUCGAUCCGCCUCUAAACCAGUCGUGUUGAUAUGUUGCACGAGGAUUCACCAUAACCAAAUCGAGCACCAGGCGUUCGGUGAAUCUCGAUCCGCCUCUAAGCAUGGCGGAUCAGUGGCAGGCAGCGGGUUACGCAUCGGGGGGAGCAUCGCAAGCGGGAGGCACGGGCGGGAGCCAGCCGGCCAGCAGCACAGGUGCCUAUGCGCCGCCACACCAGGUGCUGCCGCUGGAACCUUCCACGAAUAUUCGGGGUAGCCAUGCGCUUACUUGUUAUCUUGCAUGCUCAAGAUUCUCAGUUUUUUAUCGUUCGGCUUGAGCGUCAAGAUUUCAUGUCUAGCGUUGAGCCUCGUACGAGUCAGGCCUGGAUCACCUGCCGUUAUUCUGGGUUCUGAAAUCCCGAAAUUCUCGUAGACGUUCAAGCCACCGUUUUUCAAAAACUUAUAGAGCAACCGAGCUGCCGAGGCUUUACUUCUAUUCCAAUGUUUUGUUCCCUCUUCGCGCUUCGAAAGCUUUUUGGCUGACAUUCCUGGUCGCCGUUAUUGCCUCUGUUUUAAUACGACGCAUGAACGCGUCAGCAGGGUUGGGACGCCAGUGGAGCGUGGGGUUACCAGCAGCAGCAACACGCCCAGGAGCCUCAGCCAGGCGGGGCGGAGUUAGACUGGGCGGCCAAGGCGCGCCUUUGGGCGGAGCAGCGGGCCGCACAGGAAGCGGCGGCAGCAGCGGCGGCGGCGGCGGCGGCAGAGGCGGCGGCAGCGAGUAACGAGGCAGCAGCAAAAGAGGACAAGGAAGCGCCAAAGCAGGAUCUCGCAGCAGCGGAUGCGACAACAGAUGGAGCGCCGGCGGCAGCAGCGGCGGCGGCGGCGGGGGGUGCGCAGCGGCAGGAUGUGGGUGGGGGAGGCGGCUACGGGGGGUAUGUCGCUGCUGAUGGAACGCACGUGGGUGGUGGGUAUGGCGGUAGUGCUGGUAUGGACAUGGGCACAGGACGGGAGCAGCAGCAGCAGCAGCAGCAGCAGCAGCAACAACAAAUGCUGCAGCAGCAGCAAGAGCAGCAGUACUACCAGCAGCAGCAGCAGCAGCACCAGCAGCAGCAUUACCAGCAGUACUACUACCCGCCGGAAAUGCUUCAGCAACAUCAGCCGCAGCAGCAACAGUACAUGUACCCGCCUCAGCCGCCCCCUCACGCCCCUCCUCCCCACACUCACCCCCCCGAUCCCGCAUCGUUCUACCCCUCCCAGUACCCCCCUCCCCCCUCGCAAUACCCGCCUACUGGCCCCGCCCCCGGCGCUUACAACGGCGUGUACUCGGGGUAUGGGGAUGCUGCUGCUGCUGAAGCCGCAGCAGCAGCAGCAGCUGGCGCGGCGGCAGCAGGCGGAUUUCACCAGCAGCAGCAGCAGCAGUAUUCCCAGGAGCAGCAUUACCCGCCCCUGCCCCUGCCCCCGCCGCCACCCCCUCCCCCGCUCCUUUCCGCCCCGCCCCCUGCGCGCGCCUCAGCGCACCCAGCACCACAGUACGCCCCCCCCGCAGCAGCAGGCGCGGGAGCAGGGGCGCCAGCCUACGUGCCGCCACCCAACCAAGCUGUGGACCCCUCGGUGCUCUCUCCUGCUGUGCUUGCUGCUGCGCAAGCGGCGGCAGCGUCUGCAGGGAUGUACUUCGACCCCGCGGUUUAUGACAUGGGCGCGGGGGGUUCCGUUACUCCUGGCGCCAAACCUAAGAAGUCCCUCCCCUCGUGGCUGCUGGACGAGGUGAAGAAGAAAGCGGCCCUGGCAGCAGCAGCAGGCGGAGCAGCAGACUCCCCCAGUAAGGCGCCCUUGAAGGAGAAAUGGACCAGCGCUAGGGGCGGCACUGCUGCUGGUGGUGGACGGGGAGGGGCGGAGAGUGACGAGGAGGAGGACGAGGAGGAGGAGGCGGAGGUGCAGAGGAGGAUGGCGAUGAACAACGAGAUCAAGCGCGUGCUCACAGAAGUGCUGCUCAAGGUGACGGACGACAUGGUGCGGCGCAUUGCUAGAGAUGCGCUGAGGGACCCCCGAGAGGAGGAGGAAGAGGAGGAGGAGGAGGAGGAGGCGGUGAGGGGGGGGCGGGAAGAGGAGGAGGAGGUGGGGGGAAAGAAGGUCAGCGGGGGGAAGUGGGUUAGUGUGGAUGAGGGGGAGGGGGAGAAGGAGGAGGAGGAGAGGGGCGGUGGGGGGGAGAAAGACAAAGACAGGCACGUGGAGGGUGGCGAGGAGGUGGGGAGGGAGGAAAAGGGUACCGAGGAGACGAAGGGCAGGGGUGAAGUGAGCACACCAGGUGGAAAUUCAGGUGGGCUAGGGGUGGGGGAAGAAGGCAGGACUGUUGUCGCAGGCGGGGGGGAAACAGGGCUAGGCGAGAGGGUGGUACCUGAGCCAGGCAAGGCGAAGGGAGGGAAGAAGAAGAAGAAGAAAAGGGCAGGGGGGGCAGGGCUGCUGGGUGGAGGCCUGUUGGGGAUCGCAUAUGGUAGUGAUGAGGAUGACGAGGAUGAUGAGGAGGAGGAGGGGGAGGAUGAGGAGGAGGAGGAGGAUGAAGAGGGAGAGGACGAGGAGGAGAAAGAAGAGGGAACGGAGCAAGGAAAGGACAGAGGGACCGGUGAGGACGUAGGGGGUGAGAGUGAGGGGCACAGAGAAAAAAAGAAAAGGGAGGAGAAAGUCAAGAUUGUUGGGUUGGAGAAAAGGCAGGAGGCGGAGCAUGGGAAAGAGGAGAAGAUGGGGGGUGCCAGGGGCGAGGGGGACGAUGAGGUCGCAGGAGGUGUUAGGAAGGGUAGGGAGGGGAAGGGCGAUGUGACAGGGAAGGGAGAGCGAGAAGAAACUGGUUGGCGGAGGGAGGGGAAGGAGGAGGAAGAUGGGCAUGGGAGGGCGAGGCGAGAACAGAAGGGAGAGGAGGAUGAGAGAGGGAAGGAGAGAACGCGUGGGAGGGGUGAGGGGGAGGACUUUAAGGAGAAGAGUGAGGAGAUAGAGGGUAGGAAGAGUAAGAAGCGAGGGGAACAUGAGAGGGAGGGGGUAAAUAAAGAGACCGAUGGAAAAGCGACCAGAGAGGAGGACGCAGAUAGGCAUGAGUGCAAGGAGAAGGAUAAAGAUAAAGACAGGAGGAGUGAUCGGGGCAAGGAGAGGAGCAAAGAGCGGGAUGCGAGGAGAAGCAAGGAGAAGGAGAAAGAGACAGCGAGGGAGAAAGAGAAGGCAAGGGAGAAGGAGAGGGGUAGUGAAAAGGGUGGAGACAGAGAGAAGGAAAGCGACAGGAAGGGAAGGGAGAGGAAGAGGGAUGAUGAUGAGGAGGGGAGCAGGGAUGAGAGCAGGGAGGGGAACAGGGAGGGGAGCAGGGAGGGGAGCAGGAAGGAGCAGAAAGGUUCUCGAGAGGAGAAAGAGGAAAAGGAGGAGCGGAGGAGCAAGGAAAGGCGUGAGAGGAAAGACAAGUCCGAACGCAGGAGACGGGAGGAGAGCGGUGAUGCUGGUGAUGCGGCUGACGUCGGCGACGACAGGGGUGAAAAGCGGGAGAGGGGAGGCAAGCAUGGGAGGUCGGAGAGAGGGAAGGAGUUGGGAAGGAAGGGGAGGAGCCGCAGCGGUUCACGAUCCCCGUCGCCUUGCCCUGAGCGCUCCAACAGUGACCGAGACGAGGAGGAGGAUGAUCGUGGGAGGCGUGUCAAGGAAAAGGAGAGGGAGAAAGAGCGUGAGAGGCCAGAAAAGAGCGGCAAGAGAGACAAGGAGAGCACCAGGGGGAGGGACGAGAAGAGAGAGAAGGGAGGCAAAAGGGACAAGGAGAGCAAGAGGGACAAGGAGAAGAAAAGGGAGAAGGAGGAGGGGGGCAGGACAGAGGGGCAUGGGGAACACAGGAGGAGGAGGAGAAGCCGCAGUAAGAGCCGCAGCAGGAGCAGCAGCAGCAGCCGCAGCCCCACCCCCAAGAGACGGUGUGAUUAGUUUUUCUAUCCCCCUAGCCCCACUGAUUUGAAGUCGUGUGUUGCCCAACUUUCCACGUGCACUUCAUGGUACCUUGCAAUUUCUUGUCUCACGAUGCCCUUGUGUAGCAGCAGUGCUUGCUGGACUUGCAGUAUUGCUGCUGCGCUGCGCCCCUCCCUCGUCUCAUUGCCUUGUGUCAGCCCCUGUGGUUGGAGCAGUGUUUUUGUCUCUGCCUCCGCACAGCCCGACUCCAACGCGUCGGCUUACCUACCAACCACUUCCUCUGCGGUGGCCUGUGGUGGUGUCUCCCGGUUCCCAUCCCCUGUCCCUCCCCCCCUACCUCUCUCUAUGGUUUAAAUUCUCCCUGCAGGUAUGAUUUUCUUCCUUUCCCUACUCUUGACCUGCUUGCCACUUCUGAUCCUGUCUCUUUUAAUCUGUCAAACCCCGCUCGGAAAACAAAAUCUCUUUGUUUUUACCGCAUGCAAGUACAGUUUGCAACACUCUGACUUGUACCAUGGUAACGUUCCCCCCUCAUGCUUAAAGGACCACACCUCCCCUAUCCCCACCGCACUGAACCCAACAUCCACGCCAGGUACCGCUCUGAGAGAUAGGGUAGCAGCCCUGGCUUGGCUGGCGCUUUCCUGGGCCAACAGCGCACAACCCGACAAGGAGCAGACUCUUGGCUUCAAGGAGACUUGCUUCCCAGUGCAAGGGCAGGGACUGGCGGUUGCAGAGAGCAGCAUGGAGUGAGCGGCAGUGCCGCUGGGAGGGAGGGAGGAGGGCGCAUGAGUGUGCACAGACUGGCUAUGGAGUGAAUUUGGUUUCUGUCCUGACCCAACACAUGUUUUUUUAAUAAUGGAGUGUUGUGAAUCGCACCUUUGGCAUGUUUGUUCGGCUGCUUAGACAGCUGCAAAGCAGGCAGCACUGUGGGGUGGGGUGGAAUAAGCAUGGAGUGGGCUAUAGCCUGUACAACAGCUUGCGUAUCGUGACCCCAUGGCCAUGCUGUGGACAUGGGAGCUCCUCCUGCUCACAUGAUUCACCACAUGGGCUGC